AUGAUAACAACGGAACGGCAGACUGUUUCUGCAAAUGAAGUACUCCCUGAAACCGCCCAAAAUUUCCCAAAAACCACCCACUCCGGGGAGGAUGAUAAAGCGGACAGCGCUUGCUACGGGUUUGGUGCAUUCCUUCGCCACGCUACCGGACAUGACGUCCGCUGCUUUGCAUCCUUCGACACGUUCGUACACCGAUGCAUGUACCGCCGUGUGGAUGGUGCCGCCCUGGGCAUUGCACGGGCCCUGUUCGGACUGGCCAUGCUAAUCGACAUCCCCGAGGAACGCGGCGGUGGCGAUUUGGAUCUUCGCUGGGGCGAACCGCGCGACUGCCGGUUCCCGCUUAUCCACGCGAUGGAACCAACACCGGCGCUGCCGAAAAUGGGCAUCAUUUACGGAUUGAUGUGGCUCGGUGCGGCAGGCAUUGCGGUUGGCUACCGGUUCCGGACAUCCGCGGCCAUCUUCACCGGCACGUAUUGGUAUGUUUUCCUGCUGGAUAAAAGCGCCUGGAACAAUCACAGCUAUCUGUACGGGUUGCUCGGAACGAUCUUCCUGUUCACCGAUGCGAAUCGAUGCUGGUCGUUUGAUGCAUGGCACAAUCCACCCGGAGCGCAAACGGUUCCCUUCUGGAACUACUUCAUCCUCAAGUUUCAGUUCUUUGUGCUUUACUUUGUGGCCGGCUUGAAGAAGCUUUGCCGCGAAUGGUUAUCCGGCUAUGCCAUGACCAAUCUCAGCUAUCACUGGGUGUUCUACCCAUUCCGUGCACUGCUCGGACCGCACCUUACCGAUCUGCUCAUUGUCCACUGGUUCGGAUGCAUCUUCGAUACGACGGUGGUGUUUUUCCUGGUUUACGGUCCCACGCGCAAGCUGGCCACCCUGUUCGCGAGUGCAUUUCAUCUGAUGAACUCCCGGCUCUUCCACAUCGGUAUGUUUCCCUGGGUGUGUCUGUCCCAGCUGCCACUAUACUACAGUUUUAGCUGGCCGCGAAGAACUCUGCUUGCGGACGGUGCGCAAACAACAUUCAAAAAUGAACCUACGGAUGAACACACGUUCCGCAGGGAGGGAAACCCCACACCCAACCGUCGCCGCCGACAGUGGACAAUGGUGGCGAUGUUGGCGUACUGCUCACUGCAGCUCUUUCUACCCUAUUCACAUUUCCUCACCAAGGGGUACAACAAUUGGACGAACGGUUUGUACGGUUACUCGUGGGAUAUGAUGGUACACGCCUGGGACACGAUCAUGAUCGGCAUACGGGUAGUGGAUCGUCAGAACCCGGACCGGGUUCAUUACGUCGAGCCGUUCGCUUUUACCGAUAACGACCGCUGGACGAAACAUGCCGAUAUGGCCGUCCAAUUCGCACGCUGCAUCGAACGAAACGUUCAGCAGGAAGCGCCAAAGCUGUGGACCACCCGGCCGGGUGUACCACCACACCCAAACGUUUCCAUCCAUUUCGACAUUUGGUGCAGCAUGAACGGACGAUUUCAGCAGCGUAUAUUCGACCCCAAUGUGGACAUACUGCAGGCACCGUGGUCACCGUUCGAGCCGGUCCAGUGGGUACUACCCUUGCUGCAUCAGUUUAGCGCACUGCGCGAUACGCUGAUACGGCGCAAAACGGAUGAAGUUCUUGGCUGGAGCAAUCACUCGGACGUACUGUUCAUUGCCGACUUUCCCGGCCUAACGCUGCGCAACUACGUGGGAGAUGAUUUGUACAACGUGUCACUGACCGUACUGCAGGGUAGCGUCCGCUACGGGACGUCCCCGGAUCAGGACGCGCCAGCAAGUUCGGUCAUCCUCCAUACGGGACAGAGUGCUUCACUUCCAGCGGGUACCUUCCAUGCGGUUGAAACGAUCGGCGAGGAACCAUCCUGCUACAUGUACACGUACGUCAACCGUACCAAGGAGCUGGAGACCAUUCGGAAUGGGCCGGAUGCGAAAUCGCACCCCGCUAUGCUACCGCUCGGUGACGAGUUGCUGCAUCGCUGGGAGAACUUUGUUCGCUUUCUGCAGCAUGUGGGAAAUUCGGCCCUGUAUGAACUGUACGGUGUACCGAUGCCAAGACGCCUGAAGGAACUCGUUGCUGAUGGUUAG
This is a messenger RNA of Anopheles marshallii, 2085 nucleotides long. Its product is annotated as vitamin K-dependent gamma-carboxylase. The transcript is spliced from 2 exons. The record is from RefSeq and is a predicted model, not a curated record. Lineage: Eukaryota; Metazoa; Arthropoda; Insecta; Diptera; Culicidae. Gene Ontology annotation, biological process: peptidyl-glutamic acid carboxylation. The coding region runs from base 1 to 2085 and encodes 694 amino acids. Gene Ontology annotation, molecular function: vitamin binding; gamma-glutamyl carboxylase activity.